AGUCCAAAAUGGCGACAUUUGACCACUAAUUUUGCGUCGCUUUGGGAUUUGUGUAAAACUUAUCAACUUUUUAAUUUUUCUUGUAAGUUUUGUAAGGUGAAAAUGUCUCAAAGGUUUGCUCCCGGUCAGCCGGGGCAGUCACCAGUGCCUGGACAACCUCGGUACCCACCUCCGCCACCACAGGCAGCCGGAAUGCGGCCAUAUGCAGCUGGCACUGGAUUUCCUCCGCAAAGAGGAUUUCCUUUGCAUCCCAGCAAUACCCAACCUGUAGCCGGUAAUACAAAUUCACCUGUCGGUCCUCCAAUCCACCAGCGUCCCCCACAACCCGGUUUUCAAAGUGGUCUGAGGGGAAGUGGCAGUGGUGGUGGCAGCAAACGGUCUUCCGAAGCUCGUAAUAUAAGCAAUGCUCAGAAUAAGAAUGAAUUUAGCACAGCGGCGAAGAAGAAAAAGAAAUUGGCAGACAAAAUAUUGCCCCAAAAAGUUCGCGAUUUGGUGCCAGAAUCACAGGCCUAUAUGGACUUGUUGACUUUUGAGCGCAAAUUGGAUGCCACUAUAAUGAGGAAAAGAUUGGAUAUUCAAGAGGCCCUAAAACGACCCAUGAAGCAGAAGAGAAAACUUCGUAUUUUUAUCUCUAAUACAUUUUAUCCCAGCAAAGAGCCGACCAAUGAAAACGAAGAGGGUUCGGUUGCCUCCUGGGAGCUAAGAGUUGAAGGCAGAUUAUUGGAGGAUGGAAAGGGAGAUCCGAAUACAAAAAUUAAAAGAAAGUUUUCUUCGUUUUUCAAAUCUCUUGUCAUUGAAUUGGACAAGGAGUUGUACGGACCCGAUAACCAUUUAGUGGAAUGGCAUCGUACUCACACCACACAAGAGACUGAUGGAUUUCAGGUUAAGAGACCGGGCGAUAGGAAUGUUCGUUGUACAAUAUUGCUUUUGUUAGAUUAUCAACCAUUGCAGUUUAAGUUGGAUCCGCGUUUGGCUCGUUUAUUGGGUGUGCACACACAGACACGACCGGUUAUUAUAUCAGCCCUUUGGCAGUACAUUAAGACCCACAAACUACAGGAUGCCCAUGAAAGGGAAUACAUUAAUUGUGACAAAUAUCUGGAGCAAAUAUUUGGUUGUCAGCGCAUGAAAUUUGCCGAGAUACCUCAGCGUCUAAAUCCACUCUUGCAUCCACCAGAUCCAAUUGUGAUUAAUCAUUUCAUAGAGAGUGGGGCAGAGAAUAAACAAACGGCAUGCUACGACAUCGAUGUGGAGGUCGAUGACACACUUAAGAACCAAAUGAAUAAUUUCCUUAUGAGCACUGCUAGCCAACAAGAGAUUCAGGGUCUUGAUGCUAAAAUCCAUGAAACGGUAGAUACCAUUAAUCAAAUGAAAACUAAUCGCGAAUUUUUCCUUAGUUUUGCGAAAGAUCCCCAGACGUUUAUACAACGUUGGAUUGUAAGCCAAACACGUGAUUUGAAGGCUAUGACCGAUGUAGCUGGCAAUCCCGAAGAGGAGCGACGUGCUGAGUUCUACUACCAACCAUGGACUCACGAGGCUGUUUCACGAUAUUUCUUCACAAAAGUCAAUCAGAAGAGAGCAGAGCUUGAACAAGCACUGGGUAUACGAAAUGGUUGAAAGGAAAAGGAAAUAUAAUUUCAUUGGCCAGAGCGGUGUGUGUCACCUGUAGCUAUAAUUCCAUUGUAUAAUUUCUUUAUGGUAUUCUCACUUUAUCUAAAUUUAUUUCUCUUGUAUUUAAUAGUAAUUUCCAAUGACAUUUCAAAGCAUAUUCAAUCUAUCAAUAUUCAUACAAAUUUAAUUCGAAAAAUAUAAUUAUAUACAUAUAUUUAAGUUA
Molecule: messenger RNA, 1831 nt
Organism: Stomoxys calcitrans (stable fly)
Lineage: Eukaryota; Metazoa; Arthropoda; Insecta; Diptera; Muscidae
Gene: Bap60
Product: brahma-associated protein of 60 kDa
Exons: 3
Coding region: 103-1614 (503 amino acids)
Biological process (GO): regulation of transcription by RNA polymerase II
Cellular component (GO): SWI/SNF complex; nucleus
Source: RefSeq, a predicted model, not a curated record